AAGCGUCCAGGCAACAAAUUUGUUUAUUUCCUGGUUUAGUGCUCUCAGAAAGUCGAAAAAUUUAUUCGCGAACCAGUGAUUAUUGUGUUUGGGGACACUAAAAGUUGUUUUUAUCUCCGUAAGUGUACUGUGCGAGUCGGUGAGGUGAAUUUUCCAUUUCAAAAUUUAGUUGCUGGAAAGAGGCAAAAGUGCAUAGAGAAAUGACGCCAGUGGAAUCGCCUCUGCGAAGAUCUGAUGCAUCGCGACUGUUUCGAACGCCCCGGGCCCAUUCCGAGCAAGAGGCCGUCAAUGACGAUGAGGCGGAACGGAGGAUUCGACGGUCGGCAGCUUCGCUCGAUGAUAGUUCACUGGCCUUGGGAACGACCGUCGAGGACAACGAAAACAUCAAAAUGUGCCUUCAGCUGUACUCGGAUAAUAAACUGAGCAAAGACAACGCCUGGACGGUAACGAUUAUCGAUGCCUUUUCGAAGCUUAUGUCCCGGCACUCGUCGAUGCAAAAUUUCCAGGUUGCUGGCUCGACGCUGGAGGCUUCCACAAAGGUGUACGGUCUCCGGGUCGAUUCCGUGCACACCGAUGUGAUGCGUAUGUGCUCGGAACUAACGCGCCAAUCCGCCCAGACUAUGGACAACAACCGCGAGGACGAUGACGAUGCGGACAAAGAGAAUAACGCCAGCAUGACAGCCGAAGGAGGCACUGGUGAUAUCGGGCAGUCACAGGAUCCUAAGCCUAAGAAGAAACGAACUCGAAAGCACGUUAGUACCGUUACCAAGAAUAAGGAAACCAUCAACGCCAAAUUGGAUACCAACCCGUUUACGGAUCCGUUCUUUGCCAAGCUGAAUUCGGUCGUUGGGGAUGUCAAUAGCUCCAGUCGAUUAAUGCAGAACAUCAUUCCGACGAGCCAGGGCGAACUAAGGUUGCGUAUGGAUUAUGCGUUUUGGGACAGUGAAAAGUCGCCUGAACUUGACCUAGACGCGGAGGAAGGCUAUGACGGUUGCAGUAUGACCACCGUCACAUUGCAUACUGUUUCUUUGGAUAACAAACUACACCAGACGCUAGCGGGUUACGCAAUAACGGAUGCUCCUGCGGAAGACGACGAAAACGAUGCAGAGUUGAAGGACACUCAGACGCGCGAUGCAGAACCAGAGCAAACAGCGCUGAACCGUUCGGCCCUCGAUGUACAGUUCGAUAUGGAUGCAGAGGUAGAACCGGUUCCGGUUGGAGAUGCGUACAUAAUAGAUUACGCGAUGGCUGACGGGCCAGACAAUGACGAAUACAAUGAAGACGACCAGAUUGCUCUGCAAAAUUGCAACGGACUUAAACGUAAAACAGUUAUUAUCGAAGAUAUGCGACCAAUCGAUUCUUCGUCGAUUAAUUUGGAAUACUCUUACCGUGCUCUAGAUGCUAUAUCACAGUUUUGGGCCGGUCCCUCGCAUUGGAAGUUUAAACGUUCGAAAAGCUUGCGCGGUCCUUCCAUAGGUGCUAAUACGUUGAGCUUGGCACUGGCUAGCGGGAAAGGCAAACAGAAACAAACAGACAAACAAUCACGCAAGAAAAAACGCUUUGAGCUGGACACUCUGGAUGAUAUUAUUAGCGUUGGAGAAGAACUUUUCCCGGCCUACAGCCAUAACAAACCAGUGAAAAACAUAACCCACCUAAAGAGUCUGAUUUGCAAAAAGUGGGAUUCGAAAAAACUCAAAUUGCCGACCGAUUUCCAUCUGGAGCGCCACCGAUUCGAUAUGAAUGCGUUUGCUAAGGGUAUCAAAAUGCGGGACUUUGAUGCCGCACCCGUACCGGACGUUCCAGUGGAUGAGUACGAAUCGGACAACUGCAGUCGGGUGAUGAACGAUGAAACCGACGACGGAGCAGACCCAGGUCUAUGCUUAGCCUUUGACGGAGUUCCUGCCGAUGAUUCCAAGUUUGACGACGUCGCCGGUGACAAGCGAAACAGCAGUGGAGCACCACCGCUAAAUACCAGUCUUGAGUUUAUUCCUUCAGAAUUUCAAGGCGCGCCCGAUAAGGUAACCAAAAUAAAUAUAGCCUACGCGAAAACCGCUAAAGUGGUCGAUAUGAAGCAGCUUAAAACCUGCUGUUGGCGGCUGAUUAGUGAACAGAUUACGGGCUCCAGCGCAGACACGGAUGCUACGCCAGGCAAUAAUCAGCUGUUAUUGAAGGGUGACGGUAAGGCCAAGUUUUCCGACAUCUACCGAGAGCUGCCGCACAUUCUGAGCAAAUCGAUGAGCGAAAACAUUUCUAAAUCACUAGCCUUCUACUCGGUGCUGCAUCUCACGAACGAACGAUCACUUCAGCUGAUGCGGCAAGAAGAUUUAGAAGAUUUCCAAAUUCUACCCCCCGCGUAAUAGCCUUGGAGGCAGAAGCCGGUUAGUAAAAAUAAGUGUGUUUAGGCCCUAUCGAAGAAGGGAAAGCUGAUAGUGCAAAAUAGUUUAUUGGCGAUUGGCGAAUUCACUGUAGUUUGCUACCCAUAUUAAUUAUAGGGUUGACACGAAAUGAAAACGGAACGUCGAAACAGUGAUUAGUAAUAUAUUUCAGUUUUUUAAGCUUGGUGACCAUAUUUUCCGUUAUGAUUUUUUCGUGAGAUUCUUCUCGAAUUUCCCAAUUUGCCCCUUUAGAAUUAAAUCGAGUUUUAGUGUACAAAAACUUGU
Sabethes cyaneus is the source of this 2660-nucleotide messenger RNA. It is a transcript of the gene barr, whose product is annotated as condensin complex subunit 2. The transcript is spliced from 6 exons. Bases 201 to 2357 code for a protein of 718 amino acids. The record is from RefSeq and is a predicted model, not a curated record. Lineage: Eukaryota; Metazoa; Arthropoda; Insecta; Diptera; Culicidae. Gene Ontology annotation, molecular function: chromatin binding. Gene Ontology annotation, cellular component: condensin complex. Gene Ontology annotation, biological process: mitotic chromosome condensation.